Cotesia congregata is the source of this 1539-nucleotide messenger RNA. The record is from the annotation of a GenBank genome assembly. Lineage: Eukaryota; Metazoa; Arthropoda; Insecta; Hymenoptera; Braconidae.
AUGAGUAUUCAAGCGACGAUAAAUUUCCCGAGUGUUAAAAAAUUGACGUUCUACGGUGGAAAAAACGAGGAGAAACAAGACUUCACCAAUGCGACUGUGAGGAACACGCCGUCGAGUGUGAGAUACGUCUCGAAAGUCAAAAAAAUAAUGACCAUCAGCAGCAGUGAGUCUGAUGGAGACUCGGAUUGUUCUGACUCGGAGAAUUCUAAGAAACGCACUCGGGGAAAGGAUGUGAUCUCGCCACCUAAGCAAAGAAAACCAGAAUCACCAAAGACACCUUCAACUUUACUGAAUAAAUUAAUUCUAACAUCGCCAACAAGCAAGAGAGAUCAUCUGACACCAAAGAAGCUGUUCGCGGAAAAAUAUCAAAGCGCUAGAAAAGCGUUACACAGUUCAGUGCCCGAGAAUCUUCCGGGUCGUGAAUCUCAGCUUUUGGAGUUGAGAAAUUUCAUCAAACAUCAUCUAGAAAAUGAGACCUCUGGCUCUUUGUAUAUAUCAGGCCCUCCAGGAACUGGCAAGACAGCCAGUCUGUCAAAAAUAAUGCUGGAGCCAGAAUUCAAAUCGGCCUUCAAAAUUAUCUACGUAAAUUGCACGACUAUGAAGUCAGCAGGCACAAUCUACACGAAAAUCCUCCAGGAGCUUAAAGUACCAGCACCGAAAUCUGAGAAAGCUGGAAAAGCAGCCAUAGAAAAGUACUUAAGGUCGUCUCACAAAACGGUCCUUUUAGUUCUUGAUGAAAUCGAUCAGCUGGAGAGCAAACGUCAGUCUGUUUUGUAUUCAGUGUUCGAGUGGCCGUCUAUCGCAAACUCAAAUUUGCUGCUCGUCGGCAUUGCAAAUGCUCUGGAUCUCACUGAUCGGAUUUUACCCCGGCUUAACGCUCGCUGCGAAUUGAAGCCCAAAUUGAUGCAUUUCGCUCCUUACACCAAGGAACAAAUCGUCAACAUAAUUGCCGAGAGGUUGAGGGAAGCCAAUGUAGCGGAUGUUUUUACGGGGGUCGCAAUGCAAAUGCUUGCUGCUAAAGUUGCUGCUAUCUCUGGGGACGUUAGGAGGGCUUUGGACAUCAGCAGGCGCGUUGUUGAACUUGCUGAAAGCAAUAAUGGUGGGAGUCCAAAGAAGCAGAAUGUUGAAGAAAAACCAGUUGAUUUAAAAGAUGUAAUUGCUGUUUUGAAUGGCGUGUAUGGUGGUUCACAAAAUAUCCAACAAGAAGAUGAAGAAGAUACGUUUCCUUUGCAACAAAAAUUAUUAUUGUGCUCGUUGAUGCUUAUACUUAACAAAGGACGUAAUAAAGAUGUUACUAUUAGUAAGUUGCAUGAAGUAUACAAAAAAGUAUGCAAAAAACGUAACAUCCACACAGUAGACAUAUCCGAAUUCGUAGGAGUAUGUUCAUUGAUAGAAACUCGAGGAAUUCUGCGUUUGGUGGGUAAAAAAGAGCCUCGACUAUCAAAAGUAAGCCUCCAGUGGGACCAAAAUGAGCUGGAAGUCGCAUUGCAGGACAAAAAAAUGAUGGCUGAAAUAAUUAACGACACAACGUGCCUUUAA